UCGUCAAUAGAUAUUUGGCUUCCGAUCUCCAGGGUCUUAUAACAAAGAGGAUUCACGAAUCAAAAUCUGUCGUUGGCUGUUUGCCACACGUUCCCAAGUGUUGUUCCUUUUACAUUAUUUUCUUUCCUGUUGUAUCCUUUCUCGCAAAAGCGAUACCCCUUUAAUCUUGAUUUAAUUACAUUCGCAAACACUCUUGUUGGACGUGCAAUUGAAUACAAUGUCAUCCUCUGUUCACUUCAAGUUCAAAUCUCAAAAAGAACCCUCAAGGGUGACUUUUGAUGGCACCGGUAUCUCUGUCUUUGAAUUGAAACGCGAAAUUAUCAAUCAGAGUAGGCUGGGUGACGGAACUGAUUUCGAGCUGUCCAUCUACAAUGAAGACACUGGAGAAGAGUACGAUGACGAUACCACAAUCAUACCUCGUUCGACAUCUGUUAUAGCUCGGAGGCUACCUGCAUCGCGACCUGGCAAAGGCGGCGCUACUCGUUACGUAUCUGGAAAAAUGCCUAUAAAUGCGCGCAACGCUCCUCGUAAUGACCAGGUUUCGUCGAGCCGAACAGUGUCCAACUCUACCAAUACAGUUAGCAACGGUGUCCUAGAACUUAACAAUGCUCAGACCGAAGAGGAGAAGAUAAAUGCGCUUUUCAACUUGCAGGCCAAUCAAUGGAAAGAACAACAGCAAGAGAUGGCUAAUGCUACACCUGUUCCGUUUGGUCGCGGGAGAGGAAAGCCAACAAAUGUCCCCGACCACCCUCCGCCUCCCGGAUAUCUUUGCUAUCGUUGCCGUGAAAAAGGUCAUUGGAUCCAAGCAUGCCCAACCAACAAUGAUCCCAAGUUCGAUGGCAAGUACCGAGUGAAACGUUCAACUGGUAUACCUCGUUCUCUGCAAACCAAAGUUGAAAAGCCAGAAUCGCUCACGAUAGAUGGCACCAAUGAAGAUUUGAAAAACACAGGCGUCAUGGUUAAUGCUGAUGGUGAUUUUGUCAUUGCUAAACCAGACAAGGCGGCUUGGGAAUUAUACCAGGAAAAAGCUAAGGCUUCGGCCGCCGCCGCCGCCGAAGCGGCAGCUGCAGAAUAUAGCAAGGAGUUGCAAGCACGCGGGCUAGAGUGCCCAAUUGACAAACGGAUGUUUUUAGAACCCACAAAAACGCCGUGCUGCCAAAGAACUUACUGCAAUGACUGUAUUACAAAUGCAUUGAUUGAGAGUGAUUUCGUCUGCCCUGGAUGUGGUACAGAAGGUGUCUUACUGGAUAAUCUGUCUGCAGACGAUGACGCUGUCAUGAAGAUCAAGGCUUACGAGGCUGAGAAGGUGGAUUCGAAAAAAGAGAAAGAGAAACAAUCGGCAGCUCAAGAGAAUCAAUCUAACAACAAACCAUAUACUUUUACCGACGAUUCAAAAGUGGAGUUGUCGUCACCGGCCUCAACCGGGGAAGGAUUGUCUAAUCAUUCCAGGAAAAGGCCUGCGGAGGAUGGAUCUCUUGGCGAAGCUACCGAGGAGGCAACUUCAGAUUCCACACAGAAGAAGCAGAAAGUCGAAGAUAAUCCUAAGUCUACCGAGACUUCGUCUUCACAAGUCAAUGAGCCUUCUACUGGAUUUCAGUCUCUCCCUUUCGGCCAGCAAAUGCCUUUUGGUGGAUUCAAUUUCAUGCAGGCCCAGGGCAUUCCUUCAAUGACUUUCCCUGAUGCUGGAUUCGCUGGAGAAGGGACGGGAUUCAUGAACUCGGCUGCCUUAGCUUCGUCCAAUGCUUUCACUAACAAUAUUAACCAAGCUUGGAAUCCUAUGGGCGGUAUGAAUUUCAAUCCGCUGCCAAAUGGUUUAUAUGGUGACGGGACGAACGGUGCAGUCAAUUCUGGGUACGGAGCUACGAAUAUGUUCAAUGGGAUGGGUGACUCUCCAGUGAAUAUGUUUCCCAUAUCUCAUAUGGCCGGAAAUAUGCAACAGAGCUUAGGUUUUCCACAGGGACCAAAUUUGGGCCAUUUCUCAAACCAACAGCGGACUACAUUUAGCACUCCGUAUGCCCGCGAAGAAGAUACGGCGUACUUCCGCCAGCCUGUUAAUCCACAGCGACAUCAAGCAAGAUAUAGGAGGAUACGUCCGAGCGACUAUCGAGAGCUUUAAACGCUCUACGGUGAUCCGCACUCUGUUUCAUGUCUUUUACUUUGGGUCCAUGUCAGCUUGGGAGCUACGGGACACCUUUUAUUGUGCAUAAGAGUUACUCUUCGCUUUUCACAUGGUGUAUCUUUCUUUCUUGUAUAUACUACACAUGUGAUGUAUACACUUACCAUAGGCUUUGCCUAGGUCAUGUAUUACUUGAAAUAGGGUGGAUUGGAGUAGCGUCUUGUCAAGGUCGUACUGGUUGGGAGGUCACUCUAGAUUGAUUCUAGACUUGAUAUGUAACGCUGAAAUACUUUCUUCCUCAGUAGUCAUUAGCACGUGACCAAACGGACAAUCAAGUCAGAUGACUGACC
This is a messenger RNA of Aspergillus caelatus, 2466 nucleotides long. RefSeq names its product cleavage polyadenylation factor subunit MPE1. Bases 218 to 2116 code for a protein of 632 amino acids. Gene Ontology annotation, biological process: ubiquitin-dependent protein catabolic process; protein ubiquitination; mRNA processing. Gene Ontology annotation, molecular function: ubiquitin protein ligase activity; nucleic acid binding; zinc ion binding. The transcript is spliced from 4 exons. Gene Ontology annotation, cellular component: nucleus. NCBI's taxonomy places the organism in Eukaryota, Fungi, Ascomycota, Eurotiomycetes, Eurotiales, Aspergillaceae. The record is from RefSeq and is a predicted model, not a curated record.